This is a messenger RNA of Aplosporella prunicola CBS 121167, 3705 nucleotides long. RefSeq lists its product as uncharacterized. NCBI's taxonomy places the organism in Eukaryota, Fungi, Ascomycota, Dothideomycetes, Botryosphaeriales, Aplosporellaceae. The record is from RefSeq and is a predicted model, not a curated record. Gene Ontology annotation, molecular function: RNA binding. The coding region runs from base 1 to 3705 and encodes 1234 amino acids. The transcript has 3 exons.
AUGGCACCAUCGCAGAGGCCCGAUCAUCACAUCAACCUCAACUACCUGCCGCAGCUCACGCCCGGCCAAUCUCGCUCCGGUUCCUCGACCGCCGCCACCUCCCCCAUCGAGCCGCCCACUGCGGCCAACACCUCUAGGUACCAGAUGGGCGGCGGCAGCGCCAUGAGCACCAUCGGCAACUCGGUCGCCUCGACCAGGAUGGGAGCUGGGUCCCCCUCUCAUGACUAUAGCGGCAGGCUGUUGGGUCGACGCGCCAGGGAGAUUCAAGCGCAAGAGGGCCUCAGCCCUCAAGUCUGGGGCCCGCCGACCAGCGGCAACUCGACCCCUCUACGCGAGACGAUCCCCGAGUCGCCCAACGGUGACAGCUUCCCCGACUUUAAUGCGCCUACCGAACAACCCAUCCAGACUACAUCCACCCGGAGGACCAGGGCCGGUACUCUGCCCUCCAGGUUUUCGACCGCCGGCGUCUUCAACGGUCUGAACCAAGGCUCUUCUUCCCUUCUGCCGCAGACGUCGCGCCCGACCCCCUCAACGAGCCCGUUCAAGCCUGGAUCGCACACGCCCACGGAGCUUGGCAGCAACUUCCCGGCGCACACCAGCUCGGCUGCCCCCAAGGCGCCCACGAUGCUUUCGCGCCUGCGGGCGGGCUCCAUGCCACAGCGCCCUGCUGGCUUUGGCUCCUCCAACAACCAGAACCCCUUUGGGUCUUCGCUUUUCUCUUCUGGUUGGGGUAGCACUCGCGAACGCAGCAGCACUCUGGCCAGCAUCAGAUCAUCCGAUGCCCCAUCUUCGCCUGCGCACUCGCAAUUCUCACGCGAAUCUCUUGACAAUGACGUCAGAACGCUCGACUAUUUGGGCCUGGUCGACACGCCUCAGCAGCCCCGCGCCACUCUGGCCCCGUCCGAUAUUGAGCUCAUGCUGGAGAACCAACGUGCUGCUGCCAGCUAUGCUGCUCUCAACAAAAGCGCGAACCGGUUCCGCUCGUACUCUGUGAAUGCCAAGGAAAAGUAUGCCGACGAGGAGGACGAAGAGUUGGACCACAUGGGCCCGUAUGGUGGACACUACAGCGGCACCCUCACUCCCACUGCCGAGGCCAGCGCUGCUGCUUACGCCAACAUCCAUGAAGCCGUUCGCCAGCACAAUCUUGAGGUCCAGGCCUUCGCCAACUUUGCCAGCGCGAACCGUCCGAGAGCUAGAACUGCUGGUGUGCUUGAAUCGCCUUCGACUCGUCUUCUCCGCUCCUACCUUCCCACCCCGUCUAGACUGGGAGAGAGCAGCCUCUCUGGCGAGCAACUCAACGAGGAGGCUGAGUACAGCGGCUUGACCGAGGCUGUCCAAGGCCUCAAUCUCAAUGGCAAGCCAAUUCCUGAGACUCAAGGUGAGGACAACACGAUCGAAGGACCUACGCGAGCUCUGUGGCUUGGCAACAUUCCCUCCUCGACCACUGUUUCUUCGCUGAACGUCAUCUUCAAUGUUUUUGGUGCCAUCGAAUCUACGCGCGUCCUCACGCACAAGAACUGCGGUUUUGUCAACUUUGAGAACCUCGAGAGCGCCGUCCGCGCCAAGCAGCAACUGAACGGCAAGGAGAUUUUCCCUGGCGCUGGUCCCGUCCGCAUUGGUUACGCCAAGGUUCCGAGCGCUGCUGGUACUCCUGGCGCCAAUGGGCUCUACCCUUCGCCCAGCCCUGACCCCAACUCGAAGAUUCAAGGCAAUGAUUCUCAGGCUGUCGGCGGUGGUAACAACCGCCAGGCCAAGGCUGCUGCCGAGGCUGCGUCCGCUCCUCUCGCUACACCUGUGUUGUCGGAGGUCCGCGGUGACAUUGUCCAGAUCGUCAAGGACCUCGGUGCGAACGACGAGGAGGCUAUGCGUAUCUCCGCGCACGUUGAGCAGGCAAUUGACAACGACGACUACCACACGGAGAUCCCGCCCAUUCCCGAGCCCUCGCACAACCGCGUCCACGAUGCUCCCCGUCUGCGUGAGAUCCGCAAGAGGAUUGACAACAACUCAUGCACUCAGGGCGAGAUUGAAGACGUGGCUCUGGCCAUGCUCCCCGAGGUUGCCGAAUUGUCUUCUGACUACCUCGGCAACACGGUUGUGCAGAAGCUCUUCGAGUACUGCUCCGAGACUGUCAAGGAGGCCAUGUUGAACGAAAUUGCGCCUCACCUCGCCGAGAUUGGUGUGCACAAGAACGGUACUUGGGCUGCUCAGAAGAUCAUUGAUGUCGCCAGGACCCCUGUGCUGAUGAAGAUGGUUGUGGACGCUCUGCGCCCUUACGGCAUGGCUCUGUUCCUCGACCAGUUCGGCAACUAUGUCAUGCAAGGUUGCUUGCGCUACCAGUACCCCAUUAACAACUUUAUCUUCGAGGUCAUGCUCAGCCGUCUUUGGGACCUUGCUCAGGGCAGAUUUGGUGCGCGUGCCAUGCGUGCCUGCUUGGAGAGUCACUUUGCUACCAAGGACCAGCAGCGCAUGAUUGCCGCUGCCAUUGCGCUCCACAGCGUUCACUUGGCUACCAAUGCCAACGGCGCUCUGCUUCUGACUUGGUUCCUUGACACCUGCACGUUCCCCCGCCGCCGGACGGUGCUUGCUCCUCGUCUCGUUCCUCACUUGGUCCACCUGUGCACGCACAAGGUUGCUUACCUCACGGUUCUCAAGAUCAUCAACCAGCGCAACGAGCCUGAGGCUCGCGACGCCAUCCUUCAAGCGCUGUUCUUCUCCCCCAACGACCAGGUCCUGGAAGCGAUCCUCAGCGAUCAAUCCUGUGGUGCAACUUUGAUCUUCAAGGUUCUGACCACGCCCUUCUUCGAUGAAAAGCUCCGCCCCGACGUUGUCCAGAACGUGCGCAACGUCCUUCUCCGCAUCAAGGCCCAGCCCGCUCAGGGCUACAAGCGUUUGAUGGAUGAGGUUGGCUUGUCCACCCGCAGCGGCGGCCGUGGCGGUGAUAACCACGCUCGUGACAUGUCGCCUGCCUCUCGUCCGGGAUCGAAGCACGCCAACGCGUCCAACAACCAAAACAUGCACCAGCAAGCCACCAACGCCGCUGCCGCGGCCGAGCUGAACCGUGGACAGCCGUUCUUCCCUCCUGGCAUGCCCCAGGCUCCGCCUGGCGUCGGUCCUUUCGACCUCCAGCGUACUGCCAGCAUGGAUUCUCAGGGUUUCGAGCAGCCCAACGCUGCUUUCUUGCCGUAUGGCACUGCCAGCCCUAACCUCGCACAGCUUCAGUACCAGCAAGCGAUGCUGGCUGCCCAAGGCCGCCAGCCCAGUGCUUUUGGCUACCCUCCCGCCGCACUGGGCGGCAUGGGCGUCGGUGGAAUGGGCGUUGGUGUGAACGGCUUCCCGGCAACGACUCCCGGUGCGGCCGACCCGUACCGUGGUGCGGCGAUGGCUGCUCCGGGGCUGGGCUUGCCGACCGGUAGCCCGAUGAUGCCGCAGGCAAGCUUCGGUCAACCGAUGUUGGGCGUUGCGGGGUUCCCGCAGACGCAGUCUCCUUACGGAUACCCCCCGAUGGGCUUUGCUUCGCCUCCGAUGGGUCAGCAGCAGCCUCAGCAACAACAGCAGGGUGCUGCAGCAGGCGGUCGCCGUGGACGUUGUGACAGCGGUAAAGAGGACCGAUUUGUAGCGCCGCCGGCACUCCCUCCCAGGCAGCCGAGAAGCAUGAAGGGCUACUUGAAGAUCAUAGCUGUCCAGUAUCCGGAUGACCGUCAAUAG